Molecule: messenger RNA, 3188 nt
Organism: Drosophila bipectinata
Lineage: Eukaryota; Metazoa; Arthropoda; Insecta; Diptera; Drosophilidae
Gene: Shark
Product: SH2 ankyrin repeat kinase
Biological process (GO): protein phosphorylation
Molecular function (GO): protein binding; ATP binding; protein tyrosine kinase activity
Source: RefSeq, a predicted model, not a curated record
ACGGCUCACAGUGCUGCAAACUGCUGAUCUUCAGAUUUGGGAGCUAAAGGGAUUUCUUAGUUUUCGGAUUGGAACAAAUGGCCUAGCAAUGAGUCGCGACAACGAGUCCAUGAAGUGGUUCCACGGCAACCUGUCGCGGGAGGCAGCAGACGAUCUUCUCAAGCAAGGUUACGAAGAUGGAACAUUCCUGGUGCGAGAGAGCAGCACAGCAGCCGGAGACUUUGUAUUGAGUUUGCUUUGCCAGGAAGAGGUGUGCCAUUACCAAGUCCGACGGCACGGGGGCGAGGACGCCUUUUUCUCCAUUGACGACAAGGUGCAAACAAAGAUCUUACACGGUCUGGACACCCUUGUGGACUACUACCAGCAGGCCGCCAAUGGGCUGCCUACCAAGCUAACAGUGCCUCUGAUACGCGAUCCUCCGCCGCACAACACCCGAAGCCAUGGAGUGACCAACCUGCUCCACCGUGCCACCAGCAAAAAUGAGAGCAAGGUGGUCUUUGAACUGCUCAAAUGCGGCUAUCGUAACUUCGAUGCUAAGAACCAGGAUGGACAGACGGCCCUUCAUUUAGCGGCUCUCCACUCUGACGAGGAUAUACUCAAACUUUUGUUGGACGCAAAGGUCCAGGUCAAUAGUUCCGACUCCUUUGGCAACCAGCCUCUACAUUACGCUGCUCGCUCUAAGCCGGCCAACUUUAUUCGGACCCUUAUCGCUGCACAGGCCAAUGUCCAGGGAAGGAACAACGAGAACGGCUACGUGCCCCUUCACGAGGCAGCCAAGUAUGGGAAUCUAGAGGCAGUGCAGGAACUUUUGCUGGCGGAAGCUCCACCCCUGCCGAGGACCACCAUGGGAGAGUUUCCCUUCGAUCUUGCCAAGGAAGCGGGUCAGACCGCAGUGGAGGAGUUCCUUCUUAACUACAAGCUGCCCCCAGCCAAUACCACAAGGGAACAGUGGUAUCACGGCACGCAAUCCAGGGAAGAGGCCGUGGCAAAUCUCAAGAAGUAUGCCAAGGAAUUGGAGGCAAAGAAUCCGCAAGUAGACACCUCAGGUUGUUUUCUGGUUCGCUAUUCUGAGUCGGCAGCGGCCACGGGCUUGGUGCUUACCCUCUUCUGUGACCAAGUGGCUAAGAACUUUCGCAUCUCGCAAGCUGAUCUCUACCAGAACGGUGUAAAACUACAGUCCGGAGGGUCCAAGUUUCUGUACAUCGAUGACGGGCCCUACUGGCCCAGCCUGGAACACCUAAUAGCCCACUUCAUGCGCUUCUCGUAUGGGCUCCCCGUAAGCCUAAAGUACCCUGUGCCGCCGCAACCCAAACCUGAAGUUCCCUCGUUUGCCACGAUCCCCAGGGCUUUGGUUAAGUCGCGAACAACACCGCCAGCCACGCCUCCUACUCCAACUUCGGCGAAUCCUCAUCCUCACACCGCUCAUCCCCAUCCCCCAGUACCAACUAUCGCCAAGAAAAAACAGAAAGAAAGUGGUGGCUCGGUGUUUAACACGCUGCGGCUAACCAGUCCCAAGAAGGGCCUUUUCGACAUGAACAGUCUCCGGAAGAGCAAGGCCAAAAGCAAACGAAGUGAGUCCGAGAGCAGCGUAAGCGGGUCGGCAGCAAGGUCGGAGCAGGAACUUCAAGCAGCAGCGCCAAUGCUGAAGAGUCUUUCGUUUUCCACCGAGUUCUCCGUCUUCAGUGCGGAGGGAGGAGGCGGAAUCAUUCCUGCUCCGGGAGGAGAACUGUACAACGUCCCCAGGAACAAUACGCCCAUCGACCUGCCUCCCAUUGCCCAAAAGACUGAAGCCGAAGUUGAGUAUUUCACCAAGAGUGAUGUGGCGAUUGAGCGGGAGCGUGCUGGUCAGUGGGCCGCCAACGGCUACCAGCCCACCGUUGAGGUCCUCUCAUUGCUGGACCAUCAGAUCAGAAACCCCGCUCCGGGCCGCCUUCAUUCAAUCGUUUCUACAGCCUCCACGGAGACCGAAAUGGCUAGCUACUUGCAGCGCAAGUGCAGCGGAUCCGCCACCACUCCCCCGCCCAGCGCCAUAGAGGCGGCUAAACUAAGAUUCUUCAUCGAGCCGGAGAACCUGGUACUGGAGUGCGAGAUAGGAAAUGGGGAAUUCGGGUCUGUGCACAGCGGUUGGCUGGUGAAGAAGGGAAGUGGCCAGGCUGGUGAGUCUCGGCAGGAAGUGGCCAUUAAGAUGCUCAGCGACGAGCACAGCAAUAAGCAGGAGUUUCUACGCGAGGCUUCGGUGAUGAUGCGGCUGGAACACAAGUGCAUUGUGCGCCUGAUUGGCAUCUCGAAGGGGGACAUGCUGAUGAUGGUUCAGGAGCUGGCUCCGCUGGGCUCCAUGUUGCAGUAUCUUCUGGACCACAGCGCUGAUAUUACGGUCAACACAGAGUUGAAAGUGUGGGCGUCCCAGAUUGCUUGUGGAAUGCACUACCUAGAAUCUCAGCACUUUGUUCAUCGCGACCUGGCCGCCCGGAAUAUCCUCUUGACCAGCCGCCAUCAGGCCAAGAUAAGCGACUUUGGGAUGUCGCGAUCCCUGAGGCCCGGCAGCACGGAAUACCAGUUCACCCAAGGCGGUCGCUGGCCCAUCCGCUGGUAUGCUCCGGAGAGCUUCAAUUUGGGCAUCUUCUCGCACGCCAGCGAUGUGUGGUCGUUCGGGGUGACCAUUUGGGAGAUGUUCGCCCUGGGAGCACCGCCAUACGGUGAAAUUUCCAAUGUGGAUGCCAUCAAGUUGGUGGACAGUGGCGAGCGAUUGCAGCAACCCAGCCUCUGUCCCGCGUACAUCUACGCCGUGAUGCAAAGCUGUUGGAAGGAGCGGCCCAAGGACCGGCCCACUUUCGCCUACCUCAUGGAGUUUUUUACCCGUGAUCCUGACUACCAGAACCUGCCAGAGCUGGUGCAAACAGUCCACAUCUGAGCCACUCCCUCGUCUCCAUUAGAGUGCAAUUUCCAUAGUUAUUUCUGGACUCGUUGACCGUAUUUGUUAUCCCUGUAUCCUAGUAUUUUGCGAGUUAUAUUUUUUGUAGAAGUAGUCCUUAUCCUUAGAGUAUUUUAUAUGUCUUCUUGUACUGAAGAAGUUUGUGUCAAAAAAGCAAAUAUGUGCCUUAAAACAUUCAACGUAACCAAUUCUAUUUUAAUUGUUAUACGAAUAAAAAAUAAACUAAAUAUUUUUUAUACAUUUUUAUAAAGUUUUA